Molecule: messenger RNA, 828 nt
Organism: Pocillopora verrucosa
Lineage: Eukaryota; Metazoa; Cnidaria; Anthozoa; Scleractinia; Pocilloporidae
Source: RefSeq, a predicted model, not a curated record
AUGAAUUGGGGCAGCCCAAGUGACACGACCACCAUGGAGGAACAACCCAACAACUGUGAACUUUCGGUGAAAGAGAGAAAUUGUGUUCAAAAAAACUCGCUACUUAGACAAACGAAUCAAAAGAUAAGUGCUUCUAUACAGAGUGAACACAAUCGAUUUGAAAGAAAAAUGGACUUGGAGGCUAAAAAGUUACGGAAAAAACUCACGAUGAUGAUUCAAAUUGCUAAACCAGUCACGAACAACGAUGCAGGAUCAUGCAGCCCUAGCAAAACAGAAGAUUCGGUUGACGCUUCUAGCAAACUUAGGUUGCCAGCCAUAAAAAGCGAGAUCAAAUCAGCACCAUGUUCCCCAAUUUUAGGCCAUCGAAAGACAACUUUUUCUUGGGAAAAUGUCAGUUUAUCGCCACACUCCGGUUCGAAUCCGUUGCCGAUUCCUCGUCGGUGCUCAUACAACGAAAUCUUCUCUUCACCUCAAGGUUCACCCAUUUUAACUCGGCAAUCGAGUAAUUCUUUUUUGAAUCGAGAUCGUCCGUCAGAGUUGAUACAACUGUCGCCUCGCUCACCAGGAUUGGAAGAAAAUAACGGUAAGCUAUCACCAUCUUUGUUGCCAAGAAAUCUCAAGUUGAGAGAACAAGCUCGUCGCGAUAGCCUUCUAAAGGCGACGCCGGGGAUGCAAUCACCUCAAGGUCCAUCACUAGAGGACCAAUUCAAAUCACUUGGAUCGUGUCGUUAUCUGCGUCGAGCUACUGUAGGUCACGUAAAAGUCACAAUAGAUGAUGAAGAAAAGAAUACUGAACAUGUUCGAGAAAAUACCGUGGAAUUUAGUUAA